This is a messenger RNA of Protobothrops mucrosquamatus (brown spotted pit viper), 1508 nucleotides long. RefSeq names its product diphthamide biosynthesis 5 (gene DPH5). Gene Ontology annotation, molecular function: diphthine synthase activity. Lineage: Eukaryota; Metazoa; Chordata; Lepidosauria; Squamata; Viperidae. Bases 195 to 1094 code for a protein of 299 amino acids. The transcript is spliced from 8 exons. Gene Ontology annotation, biological process: protein histidyl modification to diphthamide. The record is from RefSeq and is a predicted model, not a curated record.
AAGCGAAGGCGAAAGGGGGAAGAGGAGAACGCUAGCUGGAAGGCAGGUGCAAGCGGGAGGGAAAGGGUACCGCUGCGCCGGGCAGGGGGUUCUACGGGGUCUCAGCCAAUAGGAAGGGAGGAAGAGCUUCCGACGACAUGCUAAGCAGACCCUCAUUUGCAUAGGUAAAGAAACCGAGCGUUCUAUACCGAUGAAUGAGGAGGUGUAAAAAUCCUCCAUACCAAAGCAUUUCUUGUUUGGUUUUGUUUUUAAAAAUGCUUUACUUGAUUGGCCUUGGACUUGGAGAUGCCAAAGAUAUUACAGUAAAAGGGCUGGAAGUAAUAAAGCAGUGUAGCAGAGUAUAUUUGGAAGCCUACACUUCUAUCCUAACUGUUGGAAAAGAAGCACUGGAAGAUUUCUAUGGUAAAGAGCUGAUCCUUGCUGACAGAGAAAUUGUAGAGCAAUAUGCUGAUGAUAUCCUGAAAGAUGCAUAUCAAACUGAUGUGGCUUUUCUCGUAGUUGGUGAUCCUUUUGGGGCAACUACACAUAGUGACCUUGUUCUCCGGGCUGUGAAGCAGGGAAUUCCUUACAGAGUGGUCCACAAUGCUUCCAUAUUGAAUGCUGUUGGCUGCUGUGGUCUACAGCUCUAUAACUUUGGAGAAACAGUUUCUAUUGUAUUCUGGACAGACAUGUGGAAGCCUGAGAGUUUUUUUGACAAAAUUAUAAAAAACAGAAAAAAUGGGAUGCACACACUGUGCCUACUUGACAUUAAAGUAAAAGAGCAGUCAGUGGAGAAUCUCAUGAGGGGAAAGAAAAUCUUUGAGCCGCCACGCUACAUGAGUGUGAAUCAAGCAGCUGAGCAACUUCUUGCCGUGGUCCAGAAUCGCCGGCUACAGGGCCAAGAGCCAGAAGUAACUGAAAACACUGUCUGUGUAGGCUUAGCAAGAGUUGGUGCACUGGAUCAGAAGAUUGCAUCAGGGACUCUACAGGAUAUGAGUACAGUGGCCCUCGGCGAUCCUCUGCACUCUAUGAUCAUAACUGGAAUGUUGCAUCCCUUGGAAGUAGACAUGCUUAAAUUAUUUGCAGUAGAUAAAUCCAUCUUUGAACACCACUGAAUUAGAAACUCUUUGUGCCUUACUGGGAACAGACGCUGAUAAAUUCCUUGUUGGCAACAGACUACUCUACAAAGACGUCAGAUAGCAAGCCCAAUUGUGAUUCCUUUAUGGCUCAGGCUCACAUCGUGCAAUUUGUAAAUGUUUUGUUACUUGACAGAAGUAAAAUAAAAAUUGAGAGCAUUGUAUUGAUUCCACCUGUAUAGCAGGUGAUGGGGGAAUACUCAGUAUGGCAAAAGAGAAAAUUCAAAAGAUUAAAUAUAGCACUUGGCUAAUUGUUUUCAAUGUUAGACUUUUGACAACCAAAAAAAAAAAUUAUUUCUAUCUUGUUGACAAUGUCCCAAGGAAGUAAAUCUGUGUAUCAUUUCCAACUGCGGAUAACAACAACAGUAGCAGUAGAUAAAGCUUGAAUUGAAC